Vicia faba (fava bean) is the source of this 1518-nucleotide messenger RNA. NCBI's taxonomy places the organism in Eukaryota, Viridiplantae, Streptophyta, Magnoliopsida, Fabales, Fabaceae. The record is from the annotation of a GenBank genome assembly.
AUGAACAAGCAAAGUAUGUUGGACGUUGUUUUACAUGAUAUACUUCAUAUGGUCACACCCUCGCGAGAAGAUUGGGAGAUACGGCUUGCAAUUAUAAAUGAUUUGCGAAGCACUGUUGAAUCUGUGGAAAGCCUGAGAGGAGCAACUGUUGAACCUUUUGGGUCAUAUGUAUCUAAUCUCUUCACGCGAUGGGGUGACUUGGAUAUUUCAAUUGAGAUAUUAAAUGGCACCCAUAUUGCAUCUGCUGGGAAAAAACAAAAACAAACGUUGCUGGUAAAUUUCCUAAAAGUUUUGAGAGUGAAAGGUGGAUGCAUGCACUUUCAGUUCAUCCCUCAUGCAAGAGUUCCCAUUUUAAAAUUCAAAAGCGUACGACAAGGCAUAUCUUGCGAUGUUUCGAUCAAUAACCUUCCGGGCCUGAUGAAAUCCAAAUUUUUGCUUUGGAUCAACAAGAUAGAUUCCCGCUUUCAUGAUUUGGUUUUAGUGGUUAAGCAAUGGGCCAACGCACAUAAAAUCAAUAACUCGAAGACUGGAUCUUUCAACUCCUUUACUCUCAGUUUACUUGUAAUCUUUCACUUUCAGACAUGUGUUCCUGCAAUUUUUCCACCGCUGAAAGAUAUAUAUCCUACCAAUAUGGUUGAUGAGCUAAGAGGUGUUAGAGUUGAUGCCGAGAAUCUUAUUGCAGAAACCUGUAAUGCUAACAUAGACAGCUUCAUAUUAAAUAAGUUGAGGCGAAUCAACAGAACAUCUUUACCUGAACUUUUCAUUGAUUUCCUAAGAAAGUUUGCUCAGAUAGAUUCAUGGGCCGCAGAGUAUGGAAUUUGCACUUAUACGGGACAACGGGAACAGAUAGAAAACAACAUGAGAUGGUUGCCUAAGACUAGUGCAAUAUACGUUGAGGAUCCUUUUGAGCAGCCAGAAAAUUCAGCAAGAUCAGUGAGUGCAGGACAGCUGAAAAAGAUAGGCGAAGCAUUUCAAACGACGUACAACUUACUUAUAUCAAACAAUCAGAACCAAAUCUCUCUCCUGACCCAAUUAGUACCACCGCAUGUGUUCAGCCUUAUUGUCCACAGGGGAGUGCUCCCACUCCCACAUUCAAAACACCUUGUUCAAAAUGGCAGGCAGGGAGUCAAUUCCAAUGGUUUGACUUCAAAGCGAGGAGCCAAUUCCAACGGUUCGACUUCAAAGCAAGGGGCCAAUUCCAACGGUUCGACUUCAAAGCAAAGGGCCAAUCCCAACGGUUCGACUUCAAAGCAAAGAGCCAAUUCUAACGCUUCGACUUCAAAGCAAGGAGCAAGCUCCAAUGCCUCUACUUCAAAGCAAGGAGUAAGCUCCAAUGCCUCUACUUCAAAGCAAGGAGCAAGCUCCAAUGGUUCGACUCCAAAGCAAGGAGCAAGCUCCAAUGGUUCGACUCCAAAGCAAGGAGCAACCUCCGAUGGUUCGACUUCAAUUAUACCUACAAAAGGUCGUCAAGGUCCGCAGCAGCAGGCGUGGAGGCCAAAGGCCCAUACCCAAGCAUAG